Messenger RNA from Nothobranchius furzeri (turquoise killifish), 2625 nucleotides. NCBI's taxonomy places the organism in Eukaryota, Metazoa, Chordata, Actinopteri, Cyprinodontiformes, Nothobranchiidae. The record is from RefSeq and is a predicted model, not a curated record.
UCAUAAAUUGAGGCACACUGAGAAGUCGCUUUAAUUGAUACUAUGUCAAAGGCGUGUUUUCUUUUAUUUCGUGUUUGAGAUUGAAGUACGUCAUUGUUUACAUCCGACCGGCUACUUGUAGACACGUGCACGUGCACACGCAGCAGUUCACUUGCUAACAGCAUUAGCCGACCUGUGAACGAAAAUCUACAACCGUCACCUCUCAGUGAUGGAGUAUCUGCUUCCAGUGUGCUUGUGUGAAUUUGACGAAAUAUUUUACAGGAGUAAUAGUUUUGUUGAUGAACGAGCAUGCUAGUUCGUUAGCCAGUCGGUGUUUACCGUCAGAGAUGGUAUUAGCUAAAUCAAAUGCGGUUUGGUGUGACGCAUUUUCGCCUUCGCUGUGUUUCUCUGUUAUCUUAGAGAUCGUCUUGAGCAAUCUGUACAUGUACACUUUGUGACUGCAAGUGAAGCGGUUACACAUUUCAUCUUAAUUCAGCGACACACUGUCCUUGAAACCACCAAUAAUGUCUUCCGGUUGUUUCUUUAUGUCCUUAUUUUAAAUGUUACCAGUCUUAGCAGCAAUAGAAUGAAUGUUUAGCACUUUUUAGUGACUUCCAGAAUUUUGUCUGAGUUGAGCUAGUUGGAGUGUUUUGUCUUUAAUGCUAGAGAAUUGGCCACCCUAGUGUCGUGUUUACAUCACAGCUGGAGUUACUGACUUUAUUGGACCCAGGAAUUAAUUGAAACUGUUGUUCCCUCUGAUGGUAAAAGGACAGGUUUGGACAGGCUGUGUUGUUGAAGAGCAGCAGUACAGUUAACAUGGUUGAUUAUUUAUUCCUAUGACUAUUUUCAUUUUAAUUUGUGAGGAAACUGUUUUAGUCUUGUAAAAAGAGAGUUGUCUUUUUCUAUAAUAAUACAGCACUUACAGUGGCUCUGAGCUGAGUGGAGCUUUAAUUAGAUAGAUUAAAUAAAACCAGUCACCAUUGUCGAUGGAUUGUGACUGUUCUGCUGCUUAAGAACAUGUUAAAUCCCACCUCAGCAAAGAACCAUCGGUCAUUUGUCACCUCCUUGUUCCUGUGUGCUUCCAUACUUUGAACACAUAACUGUUGCCCCUCACCAGGCUUUAAGACUCUACUUUCUGUCCCUCUAAUCCCCAGUGGUCGGCUUGUGACCAUGUAGCGUGGCGUUUAUGCAGCGUGCACGGCCAGGGGGCCAAUCAUCUCCAGCCAUCAUGGCACAGACACGCAGGACUGGACAGAGCAAUGGGCCGGUGCUCCUUCCAUGUCCUUGUGUGUGUGUGUGUGUGUGUGUGUGUGUGUGUGUGUGUGAGGCAGAGAAAGACGGAUUUAGAAAAUUAACAACGCAGUGUUUUAUAGAGUGCAGUGAGUAGAUUUACCAGUUUCUAACAUAGUUGUUCUAGGCUGAGUUUUGUCUUUAGAUGUUGUUGAAACCAUCACCUGCCAGGCGAUAAGCCUCGGUUCACUAUUGUUUCCUAUCAGCACGGUCCUGAUGGAAAAAACUGCAGGUUCAAGUCGUACUGCACAUGAGUCAUGCUCUCUCAACUUUGCUAACAAGGUCUUAUGGUUUUGAGAACAAAAAUCAGCCUCUGGAUGCCACCGACUCCUCUGCUGUGAGCAAAGCGAAUGUGUGGUCUUUGGGGUAAAUGUAUAGCUCCAUCCAAGACUUCAAGAUGUUAGAAGAUGAUCUCUACCGAGAGGAUGGAGGAGACUCUGAAGUGUCGGAGAUCAACAGUGAACUGGAGUUCCACCUCUACAGCCAGCUUCACUACUCCUCCAAUGCUCUGGAGCUGGAGGAUGAUGAAGAGAAGAUUUUGGAGGACCAGCAACUGCUCGAGAAGACCAAAGACGGUGACGGAAAACCGGAAUUUCCCAAAGACAGCAAGCCUCCAUCACCUGAUGAUCACAGUUACCAGCAACACCUGAAGAAAAAAAAAGUUGUGAAACAGAAGAAGAGACAAACUGUCUCCAAAGGUCUGAAGCUGUCAUCAUCUGCCUUUGAAGAGGUUAUUGUGAUUGACUCCAGCCCAGUCGUCAUCUCCAUCUCUGAGAGUGAUUCUUCAAAUGAUGAUGGCAUCUGUGCCAUGAAGACCUCAACUCCAGGUCGACAGGAAAUCCAGAUUAGGAAAAGCAGUCUUGGAGUCCCAGUGACGGUGAUUUCCAGCAGCUCAGACACUUCAGAAUCUGAAUCAGACACUGAUUCAUCAGACUCAGAGGGUUCAGAUGAUCUAGAGAACUGGAUGAUCCUUGGUCAAGGGAUGCAGGAUGGAGACCAGUCCAUCUCACUCAACCUGGAAGCAGGGUCUGACUACAGCACAGAAGAUAAAGAAGGAGGAGGAGGAGGAGAAGUUGGCUGGUUUCAGACAAAGACAAAGAGGUAGGUUCCAGAUGCAAUGUUACUACAUUUAAUUAGAAUAAUUUGUUUUCAGUUUGCAGGCACAUUCAGACUCUUUGGUUACCCAAGGACAUUUUGAGGUCUUAAGAAGUUGCUUUUGAGAAGCGGGGGAAUUAGUUCACUCAGUAACACAAAACGUCUGUAGCGAAGGCAAAUCUAUUAUUUAUUUGAUAUUCUGUAUAAAUAUACAAUAUUACCUUGCUUCAUCUUUAUUGUAAAUAUCAGAAGAUUAUUGGG